Messenger RNA from Closterium sp. Naga37s-1, 552 nucleotides. The record is from the annotation of a GenBank genome assembly. Lineage: Eukaryota; Viridiplantae; Streptophyta; Zygnematophyceae; Desmidiales; Closteriaceae.
AUGUCAGAGGCGGCGCCGGCCGCUGCUUCCGAUCCGCCCACCUCCAUCGCCUCUCCCACCUCGCUUCCGGCGGAGGCGAUUCGCCCCGCGCGCCGAUUCUCCAAGGCGCCCGACUUCUGGCUGCUCACGCCGCUCCUCUAUGCACCGCUCCUACCCCUCAUCCGCAUAUCGCUGCGCCACAAGCCGCAGCUGAGGGAUCGCCUCUUUGCCGCUGCCGUAGGGGGAGCGUUCAUGCACGGCGCGUGGUUGAGGGCGAUCAGUCUUGCUCCUGUUUUCCCAUGUUUCGCCUCUGCUGCUCAUGCGUCCUCCGUGCACCUCUCACCUGCCCCUCCGCUUCCCCUGUCCUCCUCCCAACCCCCACCGACACUCCUUUCCUGGCUGGCAGCCAUCGCUUCUACAACGCGGAGAGCUACACUCAAGCACACAACAGAUAGCCACUCUUGCACCCGCCUCUGGCAACCGCCCCUGCAAUGCAACCACGCCCUGCUCCCUCCUGCACGCCAUCUGCCUGAACCAGUGCUGCACUGCAGAUUGAGGUCUUGUGACUCGUGA